Messenger RNA from Zophobas morio, 2380 nucleotides. Its product is annotated as major facilitator superfamily domain-containing protein 1-like. Gene Ontology annotation, cellular component: lysosome. Lineage: Eukaryota; Metazoa; Arthropoda; Insecta; Coleoptera; Tenebrionidae. Gene Ontology annotation, molecular function: transmembrane transporter activity. The record is from RefSeq and is a predicted model, not a curated record. Gene Ontology annotation, biological process: transmembrane transport. Bases 330 to 1877 code for a protein of 515 amino acids. The transcript is spliced from 9 exons.
CUCCAACAUUUUGGUGUUUGGUUAUGUUCUAAACUUUCAGAUAACAAAGAAUAUAAUUAACUGCUUACGCGACGCUCUUAUCAGACAAAUCUCAACUACUUGCAUGCUAAUUCCUCCUGAUAACAAACCAAACCAUAAACCAGACAUCCUUAUCACUUUCGAAAGGUCAAUAGUGACAUUAGUGACAGUGCAGUGUGUACAAAACACAACACAUGUGCUUUUCGGGGGUGUCAGUUCUCCAUUCUUGACCAAACCAGUGAACUAUGCGUACAGCCCCCCAUUAAAACUAGCCGCUUUCACAAGAUAUCAAAGCCCUAAAACCCCAAACCAUGGAAGGCGGACCCAACAUCCAGGAAACCGAGGACAGCUCAAGCUCCUCUUCGGAAGAACCGCAUCCGGGAUGCGUCUACAGCUGCUGCAACCCCAGGGGCACCCUCCACCGCUUCGUGGCCCUCAUUUUCAUGUGCUUCCUCGGCUUCGGUUCGUACUUUUGUUACGACAACCCGGCCGCUUUGGAGGACCACAUUAAGAAGGAUCUGAAUCUGGAUACGACGCAUUAUGCCAUGCUUUACUCGAUGUAUUCGUGGCCCAACGUGGUGCUAUGCUUCGUGGGAGGGUUCUUGAUUGACAGAGUUUUCGGGAUACGGCUGGGGACCAGUCUGUAUAUGGGGUUGACGUUGCUGGGACAGGUCCUGUUCGCUGGAGGGGUUUUGUUCGACCAUUUUUGGGUCAUGUGUGCCGGAAGAUUCGUUUUUGGCAUCGGCGCCGAAUCCCUAGCCGUGGCCCAAAACAACUACGCCGUCUUGUGGUUCAAGGGCAAGGAGCUGAACAUGGUCUUCGGGCUGCAGCUCAGCUUCGCUAGGGUCGGCAGCACCGUGAACUUCCUGGUGAUGGAGUCGGUGUACGAGUGGGUGAACAAACAAUACAAGGGCCCAGAAGGGCUUGGAAUCGUUCUGUUUCUGGCGACUACCACGUGCUUAUUGUCCAUGCUGUGCGCUUUGGUCCUGGGCAUCAUGGACAAAAGGGCCGAACGAAUUCUGCGGAGACAGGAAACCGAAAGUGGUGAGGUGGCCCGGUUGAGGGACGUCCUGGAUUUCAAAGCUACGUUCUGGUUGAUCACGGUGGUCUGCGUGGCGUACUACGUGGCGAUUUUUCCCUUCAUAGGAUUGGGCAAAGGCUUCUUCACCACCAAAUUCCACAUGACCAACCAGGAAGCGAACAAUAUCAACAGUCUCGUGUACUUAAUAUCAGGAAUCGCGUCACCCGUCUUGGGACUCGUCAUCGACAAAGUGGGCAAAAACAUAUCGUGGAUCAUUUUGGCAAUUUCCGCUACCAUCUGCUCACACUCGCUGCUGGCAUUCACUACAGUCACUCCUUAUGUCGCUAUGGUUUCCAUGGGACUUGCGUACGCAUGCUUGGCCAGCAGCCUGUGGCCUUUAGUGUCGCUCAUCAUUCCAGAAUACCAACUGGGAACAGCUUAUGGAGUUUGUCAAGCUGUCCAAAAUCUCGGUUUGGCGGUAUUUACAAUAGUGGCUGGCGAUAUCGUAGAGAAAUACGGCUACACGUGGCUGGAAAUCUUCUUCUUGAGCAGUCUAACAGUCGCCUUAGUAGCCACUUUCGUCUUAUGGUUCACCGACACGUGGCAACGCGGCAUGUUGAACAUGACUCCAGGUUCCAGACUUCUCCACCAGGAGGCUCUUCGUAGUGCCGAAGAAGAAGAAAAUCAGAAACUCCUAGCUGCCGAAGCCGGAACGAGCAACGACGGUUUUCAACCGAGUUCAGAUUUCGAGAUCCGGAAUAGGUACCUGUCGAGGAUCGGGGCACCUUUACCUGAUCAUUAUUGCAUUCAAAAAAAAGGACUCACUUAUCUGAGAUGAGUUGAAAGAACACUUAACGAAAGAUGUGAUAUAAAAAGACUAAGUAGAUAGGUUUGUACUGAAUACAAAAAAUGAUUGGCGAUUUUGUUAAUUAUAGGAGAUUUUAUGAUAAUGUGAUAUAUCUUAAGCAUCUAGAUGUAGUAGGCGUAAAGACGUUGGUAACAUUGUGUUUAUCUCAGAUUGAGUAUUUUUGUACUGUUGGUGUAAUUAAAAGUAACUAGUAAUGUUAGUUCCUAUGUACAUAUAUAAAUCUGUGAUCAAUAGAAUAUGAAAUGAUACAAACAUAACCUCACUUGUCGCCUUGUACAAUACAUUUCAUUUCAUUAAAUUCCAAGUGAUUUUGUUACCAAUGUUUUACGUUAUUUCUUUAUGACACUAUAUUGUUAAGUUUUUAAGGAAUUUAGUUAGCAGAAAUUGAAAAAUGCCGACGUGUGCUGUUCAUGUUCUAUUAUUUAUUUGGUCGUUAUAACAAUUGUACGUUACAGAAUAAAUUUUUUAAGUAC